UCUCAGCUAAAAAUCUGGGACAAAAGAUAAACAAAAACAAAUAACAUUGAAAGGUAGCCGAAUGUCGAACAAGAUGUUGCGGGUUAAACGAAUAAUGUUAAUUUUAGGCAGAAAUAAGCACAGCAAAACUCAUUGGUCACAAGCCCAGAAGAAACAAUUUUCCAAAGAUCGGGCGCUAGAAAAUUUCGAUGACUUCUACGGUCAGGUUUUCGGAAACCGAUGGAAAAGCAUCCGGGUGGCUUUGUUGACCGAACACAAGUACAUGGGACUGGUCAAUCAGUUUGGAGAUUCCGAAGAAACCGUGGCUUUUCUAGAGGCAGAGGGAGCUAUUAAUUUGCGGGAUAUUUAUAAUGCAAAGAAGAGUUACCUGGCAGAGAAUGCCGAGCACAUGUCUUCGGGAAAUAAAGUAUUCAAAAUAGAUCAAAGGGUAGAAGCGUUUGCGGAAAGCCAGCGAGCGCAGGAAGUUGAGCGAUUGUAUAAAGACGAUGAAGCGGCAGCAUUACAUAAGCGGAUGGAUAAUGAGAAAAUGUCCGAUGAAAGUGUUGUAGACUUCAAGAAGUCGUUAAGUCGAACGCUUCAAGAGAACACGGAAAUGGAUUACCAACGUUUGAUAGAUCCUAACAUAGGAACAUCUGCUCUGCAUGAGUUUAUACCUGCGACAAGUUUGAAGGGCAUGGAGGAUUACGUGCCGGAAUCUGACCAUUACAAAUAUUACAGCAAUCAGGCAGAUUUUCCUCUGUCGAUAGAAAUGGAGCAAAGCUUUGAUUUUCCUGAGAACUUGAACGUUUACACUUACGAGAAGGGGAAUGUUUCCACUUUUAGACCACCUCGCAAGUGCUCGACAGGUGUAUUAUCACAUUUUCUAUUCGAUGGCGCUUCAAUUCUUCCUGCGUUAGCUCUGGAUGUUCAGCCGGGAGAUCGUGUCCUGGAUGCCUGUGCAGCUCCUGGCGGAAAGUCUCUCCUGCUUCUGCAGACCCUCCGCCCCGGAACGCUAGUGUGCAAUGAUCUUCAGGAAAGUCGCGUGAACCGCAUAAAACGGUUAAUGAAUGGUUAUUUCUACGACUUUGGCGAGAAUUGGAAAAAGAGACGAUGUUUUAUAACACAAGCAGAUGCUCGCCAUUUGCAGGAAUAUGAGAUGUAUGAUAGAAUCCUGGUGGACGUUCCGUGUACCACAGAUAGGCACUCGGUUACGGAGAACGAUAACAACAUUUUCAAGACUAGCAGAGUUAAGGAGCGUCUACGGAAGCCGGAGGAACAAGCCGCUAUUUUGGCAAACUGUUUGAAACUGUUGAGACCCGGCGGAACUUUAGUUUAUUCGACUUGCAGUCUCAGCCCUGUGCAGAAUGAUGGUGUUGUACAUAUGGCACUAAGCUCCGUUUUCAGCGAUACCGGGAUGACCGUGACUGUAAAAGAGUUGAAUUCAGUUAUGCAACCAUUCUCAGACGUUUACAAAUUUGCUCAUCCCAACACGUUGAAGUACGGACAACUGGUGCUUCCAUUUCUGCCUGCGAAUUUCGGACCCAUGUAUUUUUGCAAACUGGUGCGAAAUAUACAAUAAUUUUUGUAAACUUCAUUAAUGCUUAAGAAUAAGAAAAUAAGAAAUAGUUUACUCGGAAAUAGAGUUCGAUCAA
This is a messenger RNA of Toxorhynchites rutilus septentrionalis, 1631 nucleotides long. RefSeq names its product 5-methylcytosine rRNA methyltransferase NSUN4. Lineage: Eukaryota; Metazoa; Arthropoda; Insecta; Diptera; Culicidae. Gene Ontology annotation, cellular component: mitochondrial large ribosomal subunit. Gene Ontology annotation, molecular function: methyltransferase activity. The record is from RefSeq and is a predicted model, not a curated record. The transcript is spliced from 3 exons. Bases 62 to 1558 code for a protein of 498 amino acids. Gene Ontology annotation, biological process: rRNA methylation.